Messenger RNA from Fusarium oxysporum Fo47, 337 nucleotides. RefSeq lists its product as uncharacterized. The transcript is spliced from 2 exons. Lineage: Eukaryota; Fungi; Ascomycota; Sordariomycetes; Hypocreales; Nectriaceae. The coding region runs from base 23 to 337 and encodes 104 amino acids. The record is from RefSeq and is a predicted model, not a curated record.
CUUUUACAUCCACGUCUACAAGAUGUCUUCUGCCCAGGGAUUUAUCACGUCUAUCCAGCCUGGUCGCUUCACCGCUACAUUCAACAUCGAUGAUAGUGUGUACGUCUUUUCAGGCAACGUCAAUCCGCCAACUCAGCCCUUCCAAAGUAACUCUGCGACCCUGGAGUACAACUCUGUUGAGAGCCUUGGAGGGUUUCAGCAGUUCAACGGAAUAAUCGGAAGCGGCAACGAGGUCUCAUUCACGUUCAGCGAUGGCACCGCGAUCAAGGGACCUCUUGAUAUUCCGGUCAACCCUGCUUCUCAAGUUAGUGGUACGGGAUCUUGGUCUCUGAGUUAG